UUGUGAACUGCGUUUCUCGAAGUAGGAAGCAAAAUUUGUCAUGGGCAGUUUUGCAAUCUUCAGCUUGCUGUUAGUACUUAUAGUUACAGUGCAGAAAUGCAAAUCUUUAAAUUGCCAAGAGGUCAUCAGCCCAAUCUGCAGCGACAUAAUCCGAUACCCGGUUCUUAUGCCCAACAUGUUCGGCCAUACAACGCAAGACGAGGCAAAUAUUGAACUAAGCCAAUAUUAUCCGUUCUUAAAGAUUGGAUGUUCGCCGUACCUCAAGCCAUUCCUAUGCAGUGCAUUCUUUUCCCCUUGUACUUCUAAGGGAACAAGAAAACUACCUUGCAGAUCUCUUUGUGAAAAUACAAUGGUUGGAUGCUUGGAAGUCGCUACCAGGUUUGGAUUUGUCGUACCAGAAGCAUUGAAUUGCGCAAGAUUUCCAGAGCAAACUUCUACCUCGUAUUGUAUUCAACCAGAAUCGUUUGGCCUGUCCCCGAUAAAACAUAACUAAACUUUAAAACCCAUAGCCACGUAUCAUAGUAGGCCUAUAGUAGAGUGGUGGAAAAUGUGACACCUUUUCAUUUAAUUUUAUUUCAUUUGAUAGUAAACAAACAACAUUUAAAGAAUUAUAAAACCGUAAUAUCACGACUGCCAUAAACCGUUGCUGGUUGUUUAAGACACGAUUAAAAUAUUUGUAUAUUAUGUGGUAAAAGUGUCCCGUCAUCCCCACCCUACUAUAUAUCUUAUGUAUUUCAAAACGAAGCCCACAAGGGUCUUCAAUUAUGUGAUGGACCAAUGGCAAUGCUCAUUAUGUAGGUUUAAUAUUACCUAAAAUUUCACACCCAGUAAGAUUGGGCACUAGGUGUUAACAACAGAACACCCGUGGGGUGAUAUAAUAACGAAUGUCGGCGACAUGUCCCAUAAGGAUAUAUUAGUUAGAUUCUUCAUUCACACAUAUGCCCCAUUUAUGUUGUAUCAGCCACGCACGAACAAAAAUGUACUUGAGAAACCACAUAUAGUAUGUUGAAUGUUCAUUGUUUCGAAUUCAGCAUUUUUUGUUCAUCAGCAAGACUGCCUUUGGUAUAGUUUACCUUUGUUGAACCGUAUUUUGAGCAUUACAACAUGCCCUACACAAAACCUUUGCUAAUAAUUACUAAUCCAACUACCUUUAAUUUCACUGAACUUCAUUAAGCAUUAGUGGGAUAGUAUUUUAUUCACUCAAAAUAAAGUUCAUAUACAAGUUA
Molecule: messenger RNA, 1226 nt
Organism: Ciona intestinalis (vase tunicate)
Lineage: Eukaryota; Metazoa; Chordata; Ascidiacea; Phlebobranchia; Cionidae
Source: RefSeq, a predicted model, not a curated record